Drosophila ficusphila is the source of this 5866-nucleotide messenger RNA. RefSeq lists its product as uncharacterized. Gene Ontology annotation, biological process: imaginal disc-derived wing hair organization. The coding region runs from base 517 to 5406 and encodes 1629 amino acids. Gene Ontology annotation, cellular component: cell cortex. The record is from RefSeq and is a predicted model, not a curated record. The transcript has 9 exons. Lineage: Eukaryota; Metazoa; Arthropoda; Insecta; Diptera; Drosophilidae.
GCGACCUUGAUAGACGUCUUAGCGGGUCGAGAAAAGAAAAGCGAACGAGAAGAAAAUCCCCCCAGCCAAGUGACCAAAAACCCCAAACGCGAAGAAAAGCCGCCGCUGUCUUCGCUUUCUUUGCGGCCAUCAGGGAAAAACAAAAGAAACCGAAACGAAACGAGGCGAAUUUUCUAAAAACAAUAACAUUUAUCGCGGCUCAGAUUGUUUUAGUGUUGUCUUCGAGUGUGUGGCACGAGAUGAAGAUGUUUCAAAAAUGCUGAAAAACGUGCAGAAAAUGCUGCCGAAGAAAUGUGUGAAAAUGCUGCCAGCAGAUGCAAAGUGAAGUUAACAAAGUUAAAACCGAAAAAGAAACCGCUUAAGUUUAUGUGCGAAAAGCAAUCCUGGGUGUACCUUGUCAGGAAAAUUAACGGCCGAAGGUGUUAAUUUAUUCACCAACUUUAAACCGGGCUCUGCUUUGCAGCUGCGCCGUAGAAUCCCCCUGAGUGUGUUUCGUCCAGCGAUGUUGCUGUUAAGAUGCGGCUCCAAUCCUUACCGCUGCUCCUUCUGCUCGCUUUCCUCUCCCGCCCGCCGCCUGCCACGCCCACUUCGGCACCCCGACCACCGGCGCAUCCGAGGGCGAGGAGCCACUAUCCCGACGAAGAUCUCGGCGAGGAGCCACUGAUGCCGGCCAGCCUUCUGCUGGAGGAACUGCAGCAGAGCAGCGGGCAACUCGUCAACCUGACACGACAUCAUGACGGCGAUACCUUCCACACGACAGGUCUGAGCAGCGCCUGCAAUGCGGACACCUGCAUCGGUCUCUCGAGCGGAACGGCUUCCCUGGUGCGUUCGUCCGGCGAUGGCGGCCAAGGCAACGGUGGACUCAAUCCGGCGACCUCGUCUCUGGCCGGCGGUCAAAUGGAGCUCUUGACCCGCCGUCUCAAGAUGCAAAAGGGUCGCAGUCAGAUGGCUAAUCCAGACUCCAGUGGGGAUAGUGGCUGCACCUGCCGAUGUCUUCCCUACCAGAGGGCCUAUCGCGAGGACCUGGGGAUCUGCGUGGACGAUAUCCAUGAGUGCUCCCUUUCGCCGUUCGUGAGUGGUUCCUCGUCGGAAAAGAUUCCAUUUGUCUUCCUGCCGCUCAAAGGUCAGAUCAUCUAUCCCAGCAGGGAGAUCAGCUUUGCCAGCAUUCAGACUCCGGUUUGUGCUGUAACUGGUGCCCAGUAUUUGAGUUCGAAUGGCUGGUCGGAUCUGCGGAAUCCCAUCGAUACCGACUACCCUUUUCGGUUGUUCCGCGACGAGGGACGCAGCUUCCUCUUGUGGCUGGGUGAAGCCGAUCUCCGCCAGAAGAUGCAGGGUCGCCUGAUUGUGGUCCACUUGGUGUGUCGCGAUAUGACGGUGGCCCUGAAUUCCAGUGGCCAUUUGAAGGGCGAACCUCUAAUGCCGCCCAGAAAUGUUCAUUCGCCGUGUGUUGCCUUCCGGGUGAACGGAAGUCCCGUGAAAUAUUCCCACAAUGUCCCCGAGGUGUUUUUCCAACCAGCCAACUCCACAACUUUGGCCUCCACUUCGGAUGGCAUGACUAUGCGGGAAUACGUGGUCAUUGGCAUUUGCAGCCUGCUCUUGGGUCUGAUCUAUGUGGCCUCCGUGUUUCUAUAUCUCUACAUGAAGAAGCGCAAACGCCACAAUUCUCGCCAUUCGCUGGAUAACUUGACCAAUGAUAUCAACUAUCCCAAGAACGAUCAGGUCACUUAUGGAGCUCCAUUCAGCAGAGUGGGCAGCAUUUACUCCUCAAACAGUAUGGGUCUGGGGAAUGGAAAUGAGUCCAAUACACGCACUAGUAUCGGUAGUCUCAAAGAGGAUUUGGGCAUUGUGAAAAACAAUCCCUUGCUGCAGCAUUUUCCCCAGUUGAGCGAAAGGGAGCACAAUUCCGGUUUUGCCAGCGAUAUUUCCAACUCGAAUUCCGAGUGCGAAAUGGAGGAGAAGAUCAAGACUUCGGUGCUGGUUCAUCCACAGCUGAGCAAGUCACCAAAACCAACUGGUGGAGCAGAUAAUGCCGCUCUGGAUGUGGAUGACUUCCUGCAGGACAAUGAGUGCCUGCCCGCUGAGAAUGUGGCGGUGAUUGAUGAGCUGAUGAGCGAGGAGAAGCUGGAGAACCUGCGUGCCAUGGUCAGUGGAAAUGUACGCAAGAAGCUCUACUUCAAUCCGGCCUACUUCGAGCCUCAUUUACUGGCGGAACCGCCUCAAGCUGCCAUUGAGUUUCUGCAGAAGAUUCGGGAGGUCAUUGCCAUUGCCAAGUACAAGAUGGCCGCCAAGCGUUAUCAACCUUCUCUGAACAUAAUUCCCGAGGAACUGCAGCCGGAGUCCAGUUCGAGUUCACCCACCAUGUUCAACAUUCCGCUGCAGCAGAGCUUGGCUUCCAAGGGAAUGGGUGACAAGAGGAACAGCAUUGAGCAGUGGCUGCAAAGUGUACCCAAUUCGGAGGCUACUCCAGCUCAAAAGACCUUGGAUAGAGCUGGUCAUCCGACUACGAAGAAGGCAUCUGGUUCCCCCAGCAAGGGAUCCCUGAGAAAGGAAAUAACAGCGCCCAAGGAGCGACCACCGCCACCUCCCAUGCAGAAAUCCAAGCCAGAAGAGGGUCCUACCAAGUCCAGCUCACCAGCACUGACUUCUCAAUCCAGUCGCAGUCCCGGAAAGAACAGUCCAGAGCAAAAUGCCAAGUCCAAGACUCCCGUGGGAAGCAGCUACGAGGGAUUCUCCGCCUUCUCCGUGGCGGCCAAUGUCUAUGGAUUUGCGGAGACUGGCGGGGAGAUAUACAACAAUCCCAAGUUCAUGCUGGCCGAUUCACCGGCGGCCUCUCUGCGCAGCUCCUCCAGUCGCUCCAAGUCGCUGAGGAAGCGCAGCGAGGUCCUGGAACAGUUCGCCGCCGCCAACUCCACACCCACCUCGCUCACCUCCUUCGAUCGCCAGCACUACAAUAUGCUGAGGAACAUGAAGCCGGCGGAGGUGAUCUAUGAUUCCCUGAAACGGGAGUACGCUGCGCACAUUCCCACUCCAGAUUACGAUAGCACCAUUGAGAAGCGGAUCAAGGACAUCUACAGCAGCACGCAGAGCAGCAUUCCAUCGGUGCCCACUCCGGAUUACAGUUCCCUGAGUCGCAAGUCUCUCAAGCAGUUCCAACCAGACUCCCCAAUCUACAGAAGGAAAUCCCCGCAGUACUUAAUAGUGGAUUAUGAAACGGAUAGCCUGGAGCGUUUGGAGCCCAGCAAGCGGAAGAGUUCGCACUCCUCCAGCUCUCCUUCCUCGGAUGUGAGCUCCCAGCUGAGUCCCAGCUUGAGUACGGCUCUCCCACUCGAGGAGGAGAUGGAGAUCAGUCAUACAGUGUACGAUCGCCUGGACGGAUUUCGCAAGGAGGGCGAGAUGAAGAAGCGCCUGGCUGCCAAGCACCAGCAUCCGCAUCCUGGCCAGCAGCAGCAGAGGCAGAAGGAGGCGGCGGCACGCAUCAAGUACGACACUCCGUUUCGCGGUAGCAUGACCAUCGAGGUGGAGCACGAACCCCCUUCCGAUUUGGAGCGAACGGAUAGCGAUCAGUUCGAGCCGGACACAUUGGACCGCAAGCCAAAGAAGCAGAGCUUCUGCGACAUCUCCGCCUGGGAUGGCCACAAGCAGAUCGACUCGGACUUCAGCCAGAUUAGCUCCCUGCCCGACUUGAGUCGCCAGUUGAGUCCGGCUCCCAGUCAGGCCAUGAAGCCGAGGACCGCCUCCUUCAUCCUGCGGUCGAGCAACUCGUUUCGCAACUUGAGGGAGAUCUACGAGUCACCUUUGGUUGCCCAGGAGAGCGGCAAGUACGAGAAGAAGGCACCGCCAACCCCCGAGGAAGAGGGUCGGAUUCUCACCUUGGAGGCUAAACACUCCCGUCGCCAGCGCCUGAUGGAGACCUCUCCCACCCACUCGGUGGUGGAUGUGACGAAGGUGAACAAGACCACCAUUACGAUUUCAUCACCGAAGCCUGUGGAUAAGCCACCACCUCCUCGACCGAAGAGCAAUCAGCACUACUGCCCUCCGUUGGUUCAGGGAAAGCGAGCACUGCCUCCGCCUCCCCCAAACUCAUCGGAUAACCCCGGAGGAGCCGAGGAGGAUGCCUACAGCCUGCACAGCGAGAUCACCGAGGUCACCGGGGUCUCGGAGUUCGAGAACUCGUGCAACAACACCAUGUCCAGUGCUAUAUCGGCCACCACGGAGGAGCGGAGCCACUCGAAGGGUGGCAAGACCCAGAAGAUGGGUGCGAAAUCGCAGGAGGAGGACUACGAGAUGUACAACAAGAAGAUCAACAGCCUGCGCAACGACUACAGCCUGACCAAGUAUCUCAAUCGGCGGAAGAGCCAGCGGGAGGAGUCCUCCAAGCCGGGACAGGACACCCCCUCGCCAAAGGACACCGCUCCCGAGCCGGAGUUCAGCAACAAGGCCAUGAAGGAGGUGGAACUCGCCCAGUUCGACGCUCUAUCCAUUAGCUCGCGUUCGAACCGGAGCAGUGGACAUCUUUCCGAGCGAACCAAGGAGAUGUACCGGAAUGCCGGGGUGCCCGUGGGGAUUGCCUACCCUCAACGGGCGGCCAGCAGUUCCGGAAACGCCAGCUCCGGCGGAAACGUACAAACCGUCUACCGCUGCGAGAUCGAGCAGGCCCAACUCACAAAUGGAAUGCAGAUAGCCAUCGGACUGAAGGAUCGCGCCAAAAAGGCCAAGGAUCUGAAGAACGCGUGGCGGAAGUUUGUUACCAUGGCGGCCAACAAGUUCAGUCCCAGCCAGAGUCCUGCUCCAACCUAUGGAAGCAAAACUUCCGCCGGGUUCCUGGAGGAUGACGGCAUCGCCUCCAUCAUCGAGGAUGCCGCUCAGUCCGCCGGAAUGGGACAGCCGGGCAGCCAGACGUACUACGAGCAGCGCUUCGGGCAACUGGACAGCGGCUACAUGAGCACCGAUUCCACGGAGCUGUACAAGCGCAGUGUCUACGAUCGGUACAACUUCAAGAUGCUCUCCGGCCGGGGUCAGAUCAUCCGGGUGGACACCAUCGAGGACAACGAGGACGAGAGCGGACCGAACGACAAUCGGUUCGAAGAUCUCGAGCAUAUGGUUUCUCCGGGUCACAGUCGUCGAUCGCCGGAGAAUAUAGCCGUGGUUGCCGGCGAUCUGAGCGAUGCGGAUUCGGAUAAAACCCUAACCCGAUCGCAUUCGCAGACGAACUCGCAGGAGCGAAAUGUAAGGGGCAGCACCACCACGAUGUCAUCCUACUCCUCGGAUGAAAAUGGACGCGGAAGGAGCACCUGCUGCGGCUCCUCGGAGACGGACGAGGAGACCAAUGCGGAGGACAUGUGGGAGUCCGGGGCGGAGAGCAUCGAAACGCACUCCGUGCUCUACAAGAUGAUUCGGAAGAGCUAGGAUAGGGAUCGUAGGUUAGUAGGUAACUAGUUUCUAGGGACGUGCAAUAAGAGGAAACAGAAGCAGACGAAAGACUUCCACUAUUUUAGGAGUAAGCAACGCAAUAGCAGCAAUCAGUGCAAUAAAUAGGAGAUUCUUGCCAAACCACAAGGUGCAAUUCUUAUAGAUCUAAGCUAGCUGGUAAUAAUUAGUAUUAAAGGAGAGGAAACCCUUGGGAACUGCAUCCAAUACGCAAAGUGCGGGUAUCAACGGAAGAUCAAGAAAAGCGAAGAACCCAGGAAAUCCAAGUGCAAUCAACCAUCAAAUAAAAUCGUUUAGUUUCGUAACGGAUGCGUAUUGUGAUAAAUGUCAGCAGUCUUGGGCCGGAAAUGUGCAAUCUUAGUGUAAGUUAGUCUUAGUCCCAGUGUAAAUGGCUUACAUUUAAGUAUCGUUAAUAAAACUUUGACUUAUGUAGUUUAAA